AUUGCAUGCGAAUACCUUGCACACGGAAACGCGUACGUAACCAAGUAGCUGUGUGUACUAGUAGCGUAACGAAGAAAGCAACUACGUUUCUUUAUCUCUGUUUAUCAUUUUUUGAUAUUAUAUUAUUUUUCAAACAAUUGGAAACUGCAGAGUGAGGAAAAUAAAAUGUCAAGUGGACCGACACAUAAGUAUCGUUAUAAAAAUGUGGGUUUAGACUCACAGGAAUUAAGACGACGUAGAGAAGAAGAAGGUGUGCAAUUAAGAAAACAAAAGCGUGAACAACAAUUAUCAAAAAGACGUAAUGUACCUAAUAUUGUUACCGAUGAGGAUAAUCUUGCCACUGCAGAUGAAUAUUCUAUACCUACACCACAAUUACAAAGUGUUGUUAUAACAAAAAAAUUGGUACAAGCAUUAUACAGUCCUAAUGUAGAAGAUCAAUUAGCAGCUACUCAGAAAUUCAGAAAGUUAUUAUCCAGAGAACCAAAUCCUCCUAUAGACGAAGUUAUACAUACAGGAAUAGUACCUCGAUUUGUUGAAUUUUUGAAAAAUGAUAGUAAUUGUACGCUCCAGUUUGAAGCGGCUUGGGCUUUGACAAAUAUUGCAAGUGGGACAUCUCAACAAACGCGCAUGGUAAUAGAAACAGGAGCUGUACCUACUUUCAUAUCGUUACUCAGUUCUGAGUAUGAAGAUGUUCGAGAACAAGCAGUUUGGGCUUUGGGCAAUAUUGCAGGAGAUAGUCCUGAAUGUAGAGAUCAUGUUAUUAGUUGUGGUGUCCUUACACCACUUUUACAACUUCUUUCUAAAACUGCACAUUUAUCUAUGACACGGAAUGCUGUAUGGGCAUUAUCAAAUCUUUGUCGUGGCAAAAACCCUGCACCUGUAUUUUCAAAAGUGGCACCAUCCUUACCAGUUUUAGCUCAUCUUCUUAAUCAUCCAGAUUCAGAUGUUCUUGCCGAUACUUGUUGGGCUUUGUCAUAUUUAAGUGAUGGGCCAAACGAUAAAAUACAAGCAGUUAUAGAUGCUGGUGUUUGUAGGCGCCUUGUAGAACUUUUGAUGCGUGAAGAAAGCAAUGUAGUAAGUGCAGCUCUUCGUGCUGUUGGUAAUAUAGUUACUGGAGAUGACGUGCAAACUCAAGUCGUACUAAAUUGUUCAGCGCUCCCUUGUUUAUUACAUCUUUUGAAUUCUUCACGAGAAAGCAUACGUAAGGAAGCUUGUUGGACAGUAUCUAAUAUCACUGCUGGUAACCCUCAGCAAAUACAGGCUGUUAUUGAUGCUAACAUUUUCCCUGUAUUAAUUGAUAUAUUAGGAAAAGCCGAAUUUAAAACUCGAAAAGAGGCAGCUUGGGCAAUCACAAAUGCUACCAGCGGUGGUACUCCUGAACAAAUACGUUAUCUUGCUUCACAGAGAUGUAUUUCACCAUUGUGCGAUUUGUUAACCGUUAUGGAUGCAAAAAUUGUGCAGGUUGCAUUAAAUGGUUUAGAAAAUAUUUUACGUCUUGGAGAACAAGACGCUAGUAUGCACAAUGGUAUUAAUCCUUACGCAGUAUUGAUCGAAGAAUGUUAUGGCCUAGAUAAAAUAGAAUUCCUACAAUCUCAUCAAAAUAUGGACAUUUAUCAAAAAGCUUUUGAUAUCAUCGAUCGAUACUUUGGUUCCGAGGAAGAAGACACUAGAAUCGUUCCAUCUAUUGAUUCGCAAGGACAACAAUUUCAAUUCACAGCACCCGAUUCUUCUCAACUUCCAGUCGAAGGCUUCGAAUUCUAAAUGAUUAAUUAUUGAUUGAAACCUGGAAUACGUGCUUCUGAAUACGAUGUUCCACGCUAUCUUUUACGAUCCUUAAUCUCAUGAGAAAUGUAAUAUCUCUAAAACUGAAAUACCAACUAGCUGUACGAGUUUUCUCAUACAUUGUAUUAUUACAAAUGCUUUUGAGUUCGUAUUCAUCAAAAAAUAUCAAUAGUACCCCCCUUUAAAAGUACUAGAUUUUUCACAUAACAAUGAAGAUGCAAAAUGAAUAUUUAUCGUAAUUUUUAACGCAUUUUACUUUUACCAGGUCAUAUGUUCCGUUAAUGUUGCAUCAAUUGCUUUGGCUUUCUCUCUCUCUCUCUGUCUCUCUCUCUCUCUCUCUCUCUCUCUCUCUCUUUCUCUCUCUCUCUCUCUCUCCUUUUAAAACCUUUACUAAAUUAUAACAGUAAAGCUUUUAUCAAAGCUUUCGUAUAAUACGUACUAAUGGAUCGAUUAGUAAACUUAUUCAUAUACUUAUGCAGCGUAAAGCAUUCAGUUUAACAGAGAUAAAAAAAAAGAAAUUGUUUAGUGCUUAAAAAGUAAGUAUGGCUUAAGCACUAAAUGUGGUAAAGAACCGAUUCAAUCAAAGGGCAGAUAUAUACAUACACCUUAUUAUGACGUGACUGACUCAGAAUUACGACACUUGCGCAAUUUGCAAGACACUGUACGACUGAAGUACACGACUACAGCCAAUUCGGACAACAUUACACAACGUGGUAUUCACCUCCUUACUAUGCUAGGUAAAAAUAUGACCAAUUAAACUUUUUUACUGUAAAUACGUAUUUCAUAAUAUUAAGGCUGUUCUAUACAGAGUGCCCUGAUAGAGGAAACCCAUAAUUACAAAUCAGACAAUUGUAAACAAACCGAUUUACUUUUCUAAAAUACUUGCAAGCAAUAGAAGCAUGAAAUUUCAAUAUUUAAAGAAAAAGAUGGUAUAUAUAAACGAAUGAUUUUAUAUUAGUUUACGUAGAAUAUUCAUUUCUUGUAUUUUUUUGUUCACUUUUCUUUUUUCAUUGUACACAAAAGCAUAGUAAGUUAUUAUCUAAUUCAACAACGGCCAUUCAAAACUAUAAUUGGAUAUGGAAAAGAUAAAUUUUUAAUCAUUGUCAUUGUAAUCGAUAUAAAUGGUACGAUUAUAAAUUGUAAUUUCUAAUAUUUAGAAAAUUCGUAAGAAUUAUGUAUCAAUCAAGGAAGUAAAUUGCAUGUGUAAGGAUUGAAAAUUGUUUAUGUUACUAUUGUAUAGCACAUUAGAUUUUGGACAUUCUGUAUAAAAAGUCUGUGACUGUAUAAAUUGUAUUUAUUAUUUAGGUUUGACGAUACUAUAUUAUAUACAAUUUCUAUAUAUACUUCCUACUUUUAGUUACCGAUUUGAAUUACGACAGAAACCGACUGUAUCAUAAUAAAACUCAAUAGUAGAAACUUUGCUAAUACAUUUUUUUAGCAAAGUAUGCAACUAUGAGUACUUGUUGCCAAUUUAUAACAUACCAUAGUACAUAAGUAUAUUCAAAAGAUAUUUACCUCUUUUUUACUAACAUUCUACUGCAUGUAACAUCUUUCGAUAUAGAAAUUCAAUAGAACACUUUAUAAUAAUGCCAAAAAAUGAAUAAAACAAAAGGAUUAUUAAAAUAAGUGUAAUUUGAUUUUCAUCAAGAAUUCUACAUAAAGAAGAUAAAACAAAACUUUUUGCAAUAUAUGUAUAAUUAUUAACUUUAAUAUGUUUAUAUAAUUUAUUAUACUUAAUGAACUAUUGACGAAUAUUUAUAUUUAACAAGAUAAAUUUUUUAUAUUUUUUCCAAUAAAUAUUCGUACAUAAAUUAACUCGAUUUAUAAGCAAAUUAUGUACAAUAUAUGUUUACGAAUUAAUAUUUUUCAAAAGUUCAUGCAAUAGAUCGCAAUAUUAAUUAUUAUUGAUUAAAUUUUUUAUCUGUAUGUGCAAUAAUUUAAAAUAAUUGUAAGUAAUCAAUGAUAUUGUAAAUUGGCAAUGAGCCCCAUAAACGUACGAUUUCUGACGAUACUUGUAACACCGACUGCCGACUAUUACGCUGUAAUGGUAAUAACGAAAAUGUGGAGUGAAACAUGCAUGAAGUAAUCCAUUUUACUAUACUUUAAACUCGAAUAAUCUUGGCCGGUAUAGGCAAAAUCUAGCAUUAUAUCAGAGGCAUCUAUCUCGUUGUUAUAUUUUUUAUAAGUUUGUAGAAAUUAUCUUGAAUUAUGCUUUACAUAGUUCAUUUACGAAUGUCGUUCUGUAUCAUUGUUUGGCAUAACAAAAUAAAUUUGCAUAAUAAUAAAUA
Messenger RNA from Vespula vulgaris, 4070 nucleotides. RefSeq names its product importin subunit alpha-7-like (gene Kap-alpha1). NCBI's taxonomy places the organism in Eukaryota, Metazoa, Arthropoda, Insecta, Hymenoptera, Vespidae. Gene Ontology annotation, cellular component: nucleus; nucleoplasm; cytoplasm. The record is from RefSeq and is a predicted model, not a curated record. The transcript is spliced from 8 exons. The coding region runs from base 166 to 1761 and encodes 531 amino acids. Gene Ontology annotation, molecular function: nuclear import signal receptor activity; protein binding. Gene Ontology annotation, biological process: NLS-bearing protein import into nucleus.